AUGAAGAAGAGAAUGGCUUCGCAUGUCACUCCAUUACAAUUUAUUUGUUGCGUUGUUUCAACUCAACAUUACUUCAUGAUAUUUGACAGUGAUCUUGAAGCACCAAGUCAUCCUCUUGCCGAUACGGAUGCCAAACAGAACAAUUCUGAAACUGAAAUUCGAAGGCUGCUGAACCUAUCGAUUCAGCAUUUGGGCUGGAUAAUAACUCGCAGACAGCUGGCCAGGCAGCUGGCCGGUCAGCUGCGAUACUCAUUUAUAUCCUUAUAUUACUGCAUGACUUAGUUUUCUUUACUUUCAUCAUUAGUUCAAGUUGUGUUGAGCUACAGAGACGACCUUCCUACAUCAUGGCAUGUGUUGCUUCGUGGUUACGUAUAUUUACUGCGAGUUUAA
Aspergillus niger is the source of this 390-nucleotide messenger RNA. RefSeq lists its product as uncharacterized. The annotation marks the transcript as partial. The record is from RefSeq and is a predicted model, not a curated record. The transcript has a single exon. NCBI's taxonomy places the organism in Eukaryota, Fungi, Ascomycota, Eurotiomycetes, Eurotiales, Aspergillaceae.